UCGAACGGUAUCAUUAUAGAUUUGAGUUCAUAUUUCUUUUAAAUACGUGAAUAAGUCUAUUUUCUUCUUCUUUUCAAUUUUUGAGCGUGUGAGAUAGUAAUUUCUAAAUUGAUUUUCGCUGUAAGUGAGGUAAUACGCAAUAAAAUAAAUAAAUCAUGAAUUCGUCACAACAAUACGGAUUUUACUUAUAAAUUGGUUGCUGGCAACCGACAUAUGCUGCGUUCUCGAUUUUGGUUGCUGGAUAUCGAUCGGACACAUAUUUCAUAUUUAAGGUUAUGUUUAUUUUGUUUUUUCACACUUUUGAACUAAAUAUUAAGAAACAACCAGAAUAAGUGUCAUCAGAAUGUGGCCAGAAAUUGAGCAGGCAAAAAAUGAGAAACGAAGAGAAUUGGUACUCCACGGCUCAAAAAUAAGCAAGCGAAUUAAAGAAGAGGGCUUAGACAAUACUCUUUAUAGCCUGAUAGACUUAAAUUAUCUUAGUCUUACUGAAACAUGCUUACAGGAGAUCAGUUCUGAUUUUUCACUACUUGUUAAUUUACAGACUUUAAUUCUGCACUCCAAUAAUCUUGAGAUUUUUGAAGAAGCCUUAACUAAGCUUUCGAAAUUAAAAAUCUUAGAUGCAUCAAGAAAUAAUUUAAAGGCAUUGCCAGAUACAUUAGAUAGAUUAUCACAAAUUACCACUCUAAAUUUUUCCGGCAAUAAAUUGGAAAGCUUUCCCAGCCUGAUGAGUGUCACUAAGCUUAGUGUCCUUGAUUUAUCAUUCAACAAUUUAUCCAAUUUUCCAGGUAUUUGCCACACUAGUUUAGCAAACUUAAGUGAAAUUAAAUUGCAAGGAAAUCACAUAGAAAGUAUUCCAAACACUAUAAGUGACUUACCUGCUUUAAAAAUGUUAGAUCUGAGUGUUAAUAAGAUCCAAAGUUUACCUGGGGAGUUAGCAGACUGUCACAAAUUAAAAGAUCUCAAUCUUAAAUCAAAUCCAAUAAGUGACCGAAGGCUCUUUAAACUUAUAGAACAAUGUAGAACCAAACAAAUUAUUGAUUAUAUUAAGCAAAACUGCCCAAGAACAACAAAUAGAGGCAAUGCAUCUGAAAAGAAGGACAAAAAGGGAGCAAAAGAUCAGAACGGGGAUUCAGAAAACAACCAAGAUAUAGAAAACGAUGUCAGUUAUAAGUAUUCUAUUAUUGUCAAACAAGCAAAUGAAAAUUUUAAAGUUAUAGUAGACAGUUCAACAAAGUCUGUAAGAGAAUUCAUAAUAUGCUGUUUAAUCAAUAAUGUCAGCUUCACUGAAGAUUCAUUUAAGGAGUUUAUUAAAAUACAAAAUAAACUUCAUGAUGGUAUAUGUGAAAAAAGAAAUACUGGUACUAUAGCUACACAUGAUUUUAAAAAGUUGAAUUCCUCAAUUAUCAAAUAUACAACGUUCCCCCCAUCCGAGUUAAAAAUCAAACCCUUAAAUCGCCCCGUUGAAAUGACAGGCAUAGAACUUUUUACCAAACUGCAGAUGGAGGCCAAUAAAUUAAAAAAAGAGAAGAAGCGAAAAACAUACUCUGGAAUUUACAAGUAUCUGUAUCUCGUUGAAGGCCAACCAGCAUUUCCUUGCCUGGUUAAUGAAAAAGGAGAAGUUAUUUCAUUACCACCUAUUACUAAUGCCGACAUUACGAAGGUUGACUUAUGUACUACCCAUGUGUUUGUGGAAAUUACCAGUUCAACAUCCUUGAAUGUCUGCAAAACUAUUUUAACAGAGUUGUUAAGAGAAACUGUUAACGCUCUCGGUAAGGAUAUCGAAGUGCAACAAGUAAAGAUUUUCGAUGAUACUCAGAAAAUGAAAGUUGUGUUCCCUUCGAAAAUGGACUUAAAAUUUUCUAAUAAUGUACCUAUCAAUGUAAUCAGGGUUUAAAUCAGUUAAUAAAUAAAAUAUUGUUAA
Molecule: messenger RNA, 1921 nt
Organism: Anthonomus grandis grandis
Lineage: Eukaryota; Metazoa; Arthropoda; Insecta; Coleoptera; Curculionidae
Product: leucine-rich repeat-containing protein 47-like
Exons: 4
Coding region: 344-1894 (516 amino acids)
Biological process (GO): phenylalanyl-tRNA aminoacylation
Molecular function (GO): RNA binding; protein binding; phenylalanine-tRNA ligase activity
Source: RefSeq, a predicted model, not a curated record